Molecule: messenger RNA, 3182 nt
Organism: Pan troglodytes (chimpanzee)
Lineage: Eukaryota; Metazoa; Chordata; Mammalia; Primates; Hominidae
Gene: MCIDAS
Product: multiciliate differentiation and DNA synthesis associated cell cycle protein
Exons: 5
Coding region: 81-1145 (354 amino acids)
Biological process (GO): negative regulation of cell cycle; negative regulation of DNA replication
Cellular component (GO): nucleus
Source: RefSeq, a predicted model, not a curated record
UUUCAGACGACUGUUCAAAUUGGAUGAAUAUGAGUGGUACUGAGAAAGGUCCCUCGCCUAAGGAUGCCCCUCCCUAGGAGAUGCCUCGGACUCAGGAAAAUGCCCAUUCCUUGGAGAGGUGUUGGCUUGGGAAUGGCAACUACGACUGCGAAGAGACCAGCCAAACGUGGCGAUGGGCCGCUGAGGCCACUAGGAGAGACAGGAACAGGGUUUUCGGGGAUUCGGUACUUUCUACUGUGGCGUUUUCAGAAAGUGGAGGAGGGUUCGUAGUGUCACUUUUUCUUAACGGACGGUCUUUUAAAGGCUGUGCUCACGCGCCACUGCCGAGAAGAGUGCGGGGCUUGGGGAGCGGGGCGGGCUCUUGGCGUCAGGCCAAAAGAGACCACGUGGAAAUCCAUAAGUCAGGACCCAGGAUAAGGUUCAGUUCGCUCCUCCGCGGAAGUUCUUCCCCGGAUGCACAGGCGGGAGCCCGGUGUCGGUGUACGAGGAUCCCCCGGACGCCGAGCCCACAGCGCUGCCAGAACCAUUCCCACCAAACGGAAGCAGACUUCAAUCUGCAGGAUUUCAGAGACACGGUGGAUGAUCUCAUUUCAGACUCAUCCUCUAUGAUGUCGCCUACCCUGGCCAGCGGAGACUUCCCCUUCUCUCCUUGCGACAUAUCACCAUUCGGGCCCUGCCUAUCCCCGCCACUGGACCCACGGGCCCUGCAGUCACCACCGCUGCGCCCUCCAGACGUGCCCCCGCCUGAGCAAUACUGGAAGGAGGUGGCGGACCAGAACCAGAGAGCGUUGGGAGACGCGCUUGUUGAGAAUAAUCAACUGCACGUGACAUUGACCCAGAAACAGGAGGAGAUCGCCUCGCUCAAGGAGCGGAACGUGCAGCUGAAGGAACUCGCCAGCCGAACCCGGCACCUGGCCUCGGUGCUGGAUGUAAGUGGGGCGCGGGCGUGUGGGAACUGCAGCACGUCGGAACUGAACAGUUCAGUGCAUCCCCGCCCAGCAUCGGGACCCGUGGGGGCCCCGGAGAGGAGAGUACCGCUGAGUGCGUGGUGCGUAGCGCGCCUAGGUCACCUUUUGCACGCUCCGAACCCGGAGGGUCCGGCAGGCCCCAGGGCGGCGCUCUUCCCUGUCUUUCGUAGAAGCUGAUGAUCACACAGUCCCGGGAUUGUGGGGCGGCGGCCGAGCCCUUCCUGCUCAAGGCGAAGGCCAAAAGGAGCCUGGAGGAGUUGGUCAGCGCUGCGGGGCAGGAUUGCGCGGAAGUGGACGCCAUCCUGAGGGAGAUUUCCGAGCGUUGCGAUGAAGCCCUUCAGAGCCGCGAUCCCAAGCGGCCCCGACUGCUGCCAGAGCCCGCGAAUACUGACACCAGGCCCGGGAACCUGCAUGGCGCCUUCCGGGGGCUGCGCACAGACUGCAGCCGGAGCGCGUUGAACCUGAGCCACAGUGAGCUGGAGGAGGGCCGCUCCUUCAGCACCCGCAUCCGCAGCCACAGCACCAUCCGAACCCUCGCCUUCCCCCAGGGCAAUGCCUUCACCAUCAGAACAGCCAACGGGGGUUACAAGUUCCGCUGGGUCCCCAGUUGAGCUGUGAUGUGGUCCCCCAAAACACUGCCCUGUGUUUCCACUGAAGUGCCUGGAGGCUUCCCAGAACUUUGACUUCAGGUUGAAUGCCACCCUGAAACACUUUUUCAGGAACAAAAGCAUCUUGAUACCGAUGCAUUGUAAAUUUCUGCUACAAAACAUUGUAUAGCCCCUCCCCUUGUCACAGUGAAACUCUGUGUAUAUAUGUAUAUGUCACAUAUGUCACAGCCAAUUUUAAAAGUAUUUAUUUUUAGCAGCUUUGAAUUAUGUAUUUUUAGAGCAGGGAAGGAUUUAGAAACCAUAGUUACUUUUAUAAUUAUGUAAUGCUCUAAUAUUAUAAGAAGGAAAAGAAGGCUCUAAGAGAUUAAGUAAUUUCCUGCAAUGGGAAACACUGGAACCUUUCAAUCACUUUAACUAGUCACUUAAGGACUCUAGGCCCAGAAGCCUGGUUUCUGGGUCACUCAACUUCCCUCAGUCCUAAAAGGACACCUAAUUUUGUUACUAUUGAAAAUUUUUAUUUUGGUGGCCAGAAUACGAAAUCGGGAGAGGUAACCCAAACAGUUGUCUUAGGAAAAGGCAGAUUCUCAGAGGCAAUGGGCUAUCAACAAAAUAGGUGCUAAGCACAUUUGUUUGUAAUGAUCAUUCAUAUAAUUUAGAAGAUUUAUGGUAACAGUUUAUAUUCAUUAUCCAUACAGUUCUAUUUGUGCAAAUAGAAUAACCACCUACAAGCAAACAGUGUUAAUGAGAAAUAUAUAUUGUUUUAAGAAAAUAGCAUAUACCGCAUGAAAAAGAGUGUUCCUUUUUUUUUUUUUUUUUGCCAGAAAUCAAGUGUGGAAGUCUUGAUCAAAGUAAAACUACCUAUUUGAACUGCACAGAUAAAACUGGGGUGCACAAUCAUAUUUUACAUUUCUUGGCUUGAUUUAUAUAACUUGUAAGAAAAACUUAACUAUAAAAAGUCAGUGUGCCUUCACUUUGACUUGACUUCUGUUCCCUUUUGUCUGGGAUUCUUUUUCCUACUCAUUUCUGAAAUUAUAUGAGUGGCAUAUGUCAAGUAGUGAUUUGUCCUGACCUUCACAGUUCUUAACAUGAGGUCUACUUCUUGCACUUGGGGGCCCAGCUUGGGCACGUUUCCAGCUGUGUUACGCCACACUGCAUUGCUGGUUCUGCCCUCUGAGAGGAGAUAUCAGGUAACAGGUGACUUGGCAGCGUGGCAGAACCUGCUCUUCCAGUUUGUCAUGUAUGUACUGCUAUCUGUAUUUAAAUAGCCAUUUAGAAACCAAAAAAAAGCUGAUAAAAUAGACCAUAUUUCCUCAUAUUUUGUCUAACAAAUGGACUCUUAAAAAGUACAGUGGAUGGCCCAGAAUUUUUUUUCAUCAGCUCAAAUAUAAAGUCACCACAGUUCGGGAUAAGAAAAAACAAAAAAUCACUUCCCCCCAACCUCUUAACCUGUCCCCCAAAACAAUCAGCUUGUCAUGUCUUUUCCUCUCUCCUUAAUGAGUAUUCUUAUAAUGCUUUAAUAACAAAUAACCAAAAAGUUUUCAAUAUAUAGGUUUUUUUCUGUAUGUCUUAUGACUGGAGUUUUUAAAAUUACAUUUCUUCCUGCCUU